Messenger RNA from Mesitornis unicolor (brown roatelo), 750 nucleotides. It is a transcript of the gene GJB5, whose product is annotated as gap junction protein, beta 5, 31.1kDa. Gene Ontology annotation, biological process: cell communication. The record is from RefSeq and is a predicted model, not a curated record. Lineage: Eukaryota; Metazoa; Chordata; Aves; Mesitornithiformes; Mesitornithidae. Gene Ontology annotation, cellular component: connexin complex.
AUGAACUGGGGGGUGUUUGAGGGACUCCUCAGCGGGGUCAACAAGUACUCCACCGCUUUCGGCCGCAUCUGGCUCUCCCUCGUCUUCAUCUUCCGCUUGCUGGUCUACGUGGUGGCAGCCGAGCGGGUCUGGAGCGACGACCACAAGGACUUCGACUGCAACACGCGGCAGCCGGGCUGCACCAACGUCUGCUUCGACCACUUCUUCCCCGUCUCCCACAUCCGACUCUGGGCCACCUACCGCAGCACCUACCUCAACCCCGGCAAGAAGCGGGGGGGUUUGUGGUGGACCUACCUGCUCAGCUUGAUCUUCAAGGCUGGCGUGGACGUGGUCUUCCUCUACAUUUUCUACCGCUUCUACAAGAACUACACCCUGCCCCGGGUGGUGAAGUGCGAGCUGCCCCCCUGCCCCAACGUGGUGGACUGCUUCAUCUCCCGGCCCACCGAGAAGAACAUCUUCACCCUCUUCAUGGUGGUCACGGCCUGUGUCUGUGUGGCACUGAGCCUCAUCGAGGCCGUGUACCUGGUCGGCAAGCGGUGCCGCGAGUGGCUCCACGCAGGGGCAGGCAGCCACGACUGCGUGGUCCUCCACGCCGAGCCCACGGACACGGGGGGACAGGUUUUCCAUGGGGUGGACUACAAACCCCCCACAGCCUCCAUCCCCCCUGCAGCCUCCAUCCCUCCCACAGCCUCCAUCCCGCCUGCGGCCUCCGUUCCUGCCACACUGCCUGAGGAGGAGGCUCUUCUCUAG